Molecule: messenger RNA, 1052 nt
Organism: Pomacea canaliculata
Lineage: Eukaryota; Metazoa; Mollusca; Gastropoda; Architaenioglossa; Ampullariidae
Product: DNA-directed RNA polymerase II subunit RPB3-like
Exons: 8
Coding region: 79-909 (276 amino acids)
Biological process (GO): DNA-templated transcription
Cellular component (GO): RNA polymerase II, core complex
Molecular function (GO): DNA-directed RNA polymerase activity; protein dimerization activity; DNA binding
Source: RefSeq, a predicted model, not a curated record
CCCCUUACUUCCGGCAGAAGAACGCGAACUUGUACACAUCGCACUUUAUUUACAUUUUUCAAAACCUACACUGGUAAAAUGCCGUAUGCAAAUCAGCCUACUGUAACUAUUACUGAGCUUACAGAAGAAAAUAUAAAGUAUAUUAUUGAAGAUACAGAUCUUAGUGUUGCAAAUGCUGUACGAAGAGUAUGCAUUGCAGAAGUCCCUACAAUAGCUAUUGACUGGGUACAGUUUGAAGCAAACUCUUCUGUGCUGUUUGAUGAGUUUAUUUCUCAUCGACUUGGACUUAUCCCAUUGACAAGUGAUGAAGUUGUUGACAAAAUGCAGUAUGCAAGAGAUUGCACUUGUGAGGAGUUCUGUGCAGAGUGUUCAGUUGAGUUCACACUUGAUGUGAGAUGCUCAGAUGACCAGACCCGUCAUGUCACAAGUGCAGACCUCAUCUCAAGUAAUCCCAAAGUCAUUCCAGUUACAUCACGAAGGCACCAAGAAGCCAGUGAAUAUGAAGAUGCAGAUGAUAUCCUUAUAUGCAAAUUGAGAAAAGGUCAAGAGCUGAAAAUUCGAGCUUUUGCCAGGAAAGGUUUUGCUAAAGAGCAUGCUAAAUGGAAUCCAACAACUGGUGUCCCAUUUGAGUAUGAUCCAGACAAUGCUUUUCGACACACCACAUAUCCCAAACCAGAGGAGUGGCCAAGAAGUGAAUUCUCUGAGCUUGAUCCGGAAAGUGAUCAAUAUGAGGCGCCGUAUGAUCCUAAUGGGAAACCAAACAAAUUUUUCUUCAACAUUGAAUCUUGUGGAUCUCUUAAACCUGAAAGUAUUAUAUUCUCAGCACUUAGUGUCUUGAAAAAGAAAUUGAGUGAUCUGCAAACAAAUCUCAGCAUUGAGAUUCAAAAUGAUGUUCUCACUAUUAGUUGAUUUCAUGAUCCGUUAUGGUCUAAACUGUAUGUGUAUUCUUUACAUGUCAGCAAGGACAAAAAGACAGUGAACACCAUUUACCACAGUUUCAUAUUGACCUUUGAUGGCAGUUUAAUUGAUGAACAAUAAAUUUGAAAGAUUUU